Molecule: messenger RNA, 312 nt
Organism: Striga hermonthica
Lineage: Eukaryota; Viridiplantae; Streptophyta; Magnoliopsida; Lamiales; Orobanchaceae
Source: the annotation of a GenBank genome assembly
AUGAUCGACCUCUGGGAGGACAACAGCUACACCAGUCUGAAAGACCUGCUGCCGGAUUCGCCGCCGCUGGCGGCACCGACUGCGGCGAUCAGCCGCGCGGAAAGCUGGCGCGAGAUCCACAUCAAGGAUCCACUGCUACAGCACGCGGCGUGGGCGUACCUGCAGCCGAUGGCGGUGGAGCGCUGCGGCAGCGAGCGAUGGUGGAGGGGCUUCGCCGGGAAGUGCUGCAGGCUGCUCGGGUGCCUCAACGACGUCGUGAUGAUGGUGUUUGGGUUCGGCGGGUGGGAGCGUACGGCGGAUGAUAAAAGCUGA